Cylicostephanus goldi is the source of this 432-nucleotide messenger RNA. The record is from the annotation of a GenBank genome assembly. Lineage: Eukaryota; Metazoa; Nematoda; Chromadorea; Rhabditida; Strongylidae.
AUGGCUAGAAAAGUAAGCGGAAAGGCAGAAUAUUUACAUAGCAUUGCAUACGCCCGUUUUAGAUCUGUUGGUUUUUAUGGAGGCUUGUAUACACACCAAACCGUUCUGCCUGAUUUCACGCACAAGGGAGUUAAGGAGACUUUUCCGGACAAAGAAGUCGUUUAUAUUUCAAGGCAUGCGAGAGAUGUCAUUGACGGACCUUUGAAUGUAGGCGCCAUUGCUUUGUGUGUGACUAUGGAUACAGCAAGAGAAGCUCUCGGAGCAGCGAGACGUGGUCGAAUGCGAGCUGUUAGGCUUCCUAUUAAGAAAUACGUGAAAUGGCAGCAAGGCCCUAUGUAUCUGCCGUUCCCAAACAUCAUGCGUAUUUUCCGUCAUGUUCAUAGAAGUGGCGGUGACUGGGAAACUGCUCUAUUGAAUAAUAUUAGCAAGUGA